Diatraea saccharalis (sugarcane borer) is the source of this 2438-nucleotide messenger RNA. The record is from the annotation of a GenBank genome assembly. NCBI's taxonomy places the organism in Eukaryota, Metazoa, Arthropoda, Insecta, Lepidoptera, Crambidae.
AUUCGCCACACACGCUCCGUGGUGAUCAGACGCAUUACUAAUCAUGCAGCUGCUCAUAACGUUUGCCGGCCUGUUGGCCUUGGCCUUCGCCAACACACCAGCGCCCACCGGCAAAGUCGUCUGCUACUACGACAGCAAGAGCUAUGUCAGAGAAUCUCAAGCUCGUAUGCUGCCUUUGGACUUGGAUCCUGCGUUGUCAUUCUGCACACACUUGGUUUACGGAUAUGCCGGAAUCCAACCUGACACCUACAAGAUGAUACCCCUCAAUGAGAACUUGGACGUAGAUCGCUCGCACGCUAAUUAUCGUGCGAUAACCAACUUUAAGACCAAGUAUCCAGCUCUUAAAGUCCUCCUAUCUGUAGGAGGAGACGCCGACACGGAAGAUCAACAGAAAUACAAUCUUUUGCUCGAAUCGCCGCAAGCUCGUACUGCCUUCGUAAACUCUGGUGUCCUGCUCGCGGAUCAACAUGGUUUCGAUGGCAUUGACUUGGCAUGGCAAUUCCCUAGAGUUAAACCAAAGAAGAUUCGUUCCACUUGGGGGUCUAUCUGGCAUGGUAUCAAGAAGACUUUCGGCACCACACCAGUUGAUGAAAAAGAAGCAGAACAUAGAGAGGGAUUCACUGCUUUAGUUCGUGAGAUGAAACAGGCCCUUAACGUCAAGCCUAAUAGGCAACUGUCUAUUACGGUCCUGCCUAACGUUAAUUCUUCUGUUUACUUCGACGUGCCAUCCAUCAUCAAUUUGGUAGACUUCGUGAACAUUGACGCGUACGACUACUUCACCCCCGAGCGUAACCCUAAAGAGGCUGACUACACUAGUCCAUUGUAUACGCCGCAGAACCGUAAUCCUCUGCAAAAUGCUGACGCAGAAGUUAGCUAUUGGAAACAACACGGAGCACCCACGACUAAACUAGUGUUGGGCAUCGCGACAUUUGCACGCACCUGGAAGCUGGACUCGGACAGCGAAAUCUCGGGAGUCCCUCCAAUCCACACCGACGGACCAGGAGAAGCAGGUCCAUACACUAAGACCGAAGGUCUACUCAGUUAUCCAGAAGUAUGCGCUAAGCUCAUCAACCCCAAUCAUCAAAAGGGCAUGCGCCCACACCUGAGAAAGGUUACUGAUCCCAGCAAACGUUUUGAAGUGAGCUUAACCAAGGAGAGUGACAUAUCUAAUACAUUUGGAACAUACGCAUUCCGUCUUCCGGAUGAUAAUGGAGAGGCGGGUACCUGGGUUAGCUAUGAAGAUCCUGACACUGCUGCUAUGAAGGCUCAAUUCGUGAAAUCAAAGGGUCUUGGUGGAAUAUCACUUGUCGAUUUGUCAAUGGAUGACUUCCGUGGUCUAUGUACCGGCGAUAAGUAUCCUAUCUUGCGUGCUGCUAAAUACCACCUGUAGAUUUAUGAGUGACUACUACAACAAUUAUUCACUUUAUUUUGAUUUAUUCAAAGCUCAUUAAAAUCGUAGUCAUAUUUAAAAAGUAUAACAAAAUAAUACGUCACGCUAAUUCGUCAUGAACUUUUGUGAUUUUGAAAUAUCAAGACGUGAGUCAUCAUCCCACUGGAUGGGUAACAGUUUUAUAUUUGUUAACCGUUUUAGACUUAAUUUUCAAUGGUAAGUUUUUGAAUGGCUUUGAUAUAAUUUUGUUUGGUUUUUAUAGAUUUUGCUAUUUGUCAUAUAUAGGUCGUUUAGUUUUGUACCCUACCACGGGCUCUAAACUGACGAUUAAUUAGCGUUUUGUCAUUAUAAUAACCUUCAUGUUUUACGUUUUGACAAUGUAAUAAUCUUCAAGUUUUACGCUUUGACAAUGUAAUAAUUUUCAAGUUUUAUGUUUUGACAAUGUAACGCUCAAGUUUUAUGUUUUGACAAUGUAAUGUUCAAGUUUUAUGUUUUGACAAUGUAAUAGACCUAAGGGUAGGUGCAUAUCUGACGAAAGAUGCAUCUCAUAUCGUUGGUCGGGGAACGUCAGUGAACGUGAUUUGACAUUAAUCUUGAACACUCGACGGGAGUUCUCUACUGUACUAGCUCAUACUUCCGUGAGACGCUUGUCGGAUUUACCGUUAGAUCUGCAUCGACGCUAUGGUUUUACAAUAUAAUAAUUUUAAGGCUUAACUAAUUAAACUAAUAAGCAAUAUAUAAGCGCAACGCCAGUUCAGUGAAAAUAGCAUUCUGAAUACAAAAUUGUUCAAAUAUAAUAUAACUAAACAAUUUUAUAUCAAAUGAAGAGACUUAAUUGAUACGGUCGAUAGGAUAUUUUUUUUUUCUGAAUAUAAUAUUAUGUAAUAAAGCAUGCCCUAUAAAGAUUGGUUUCAUUUAUUUAUUUUCUUAGAAUGUAUACUUAUAAUCAGUAGAUUUUUUCGAAGUUAUUUUAUCGAUUUUUCGAUAUCCCUGGCCGUUUGUAAGUGUCGCCAUCUCUGACGGUCCGGUUACAAUGUCAUAGUUCUGG